AAACAAAUUUUUAUUACAAGAUCAAAGUAUAAUAAUAAUUCGUCUUAGAAUGUGUGCGUGUAGUCUACAAAAUUAAAGUUGUGUAUAUUAAUUACGGUAUAAUAAAGCAUGCGGGGGGCGAGGGGGCGCGCCGCGCUCUCAUAUUCCGUAUAUUGAUUGUGUGCGAGGGGGCCGGGGCAAGGAGGGGGCCACGGCGUGCCCCACUCUGUUAUUUUACGACACGGCUUUCUGUGUAACAUAAUUUUAUUUAAUUUUGUGAAAUGUGUCGGUGUUAUUUGUGAAAAAUCGGGAAGUCGGAAGUGUGAAUUCGAGAUGCAGGGGCUGGUGAGCGACAAGACGUUCCACCUCAAGUGGAACAACCACCUGCAGAACCUGAGCCAGCUCUUCACGACCAUCUACUCGUCGUCGGCGCUAGCCGACGUGACCCUGUCCUGCCGGGAUGGCACGCUCAAGGCUCACAAGCUUGUUCUUUCCGCCUGCAGUCCUUACUUUGAACAAAUCUUCAGGGACAAUCCAUGUCAGCAUCCAAUUGUUAUCCUCAAAGGGAUUCCAUUCUCGGAGAUCAACCUUCUGGUGGAGUUCAUGUACAAAGGAUCGGUGGAUGUCCAAGAAUUGGAUCUACAGUCGCUCAUGCACACGGCCUCCGAGCUGGAGAUCAGAGGGCUGGCAUAUGAGGCUCGGGACAAUGCUGCGCAACUGUUGAAUGUGAACUUGGAGUACCCGACAUACUCGCAGACACAAGUGCCUCAGCCACAACCACAGGCGUUCUCCCAGGCCCGCACUGAUGUUGAGCGGCUUAAGCAGAUCCACAUGUACCAACAAUCCAUGAUGCGUUCGGAAGAGAUCCGGCGCCGCCGCCGCGACGACAACCCUGGUACGCAUACGGCGGUCAACAACAUACUCGCCGCCGCGGCUAGAGAGAUGGAGGAGGCGAGACACGCGACCAGGGGCAACGAGAGGGUUGUGGCUAGCAUACAGACCGAGCUGGAGCAUGCCGCCGCGACGUCGACCCCCGACAAGCAGGAGGACGAGAGGCCGAAGAAGCGCACCUCCAUCCUGUCUCCCGAUGACGACAAGUUGCGCGCCAAGAAGAAAAUGACCGUCCGCUUCCAAGACGACAAGACUGACGAACGCCCUAACAAGGUUAAUUCGCCGGGGGCAGCCUCCAACCAGGACGACCCGAAGCCGGGCGGCAUCAAAGUAGUGCAGCUAUCCGCUCUGCAGAAACCAACCAACAACGAGCAUGACGAUUCUGAUGAGAAAGCCAAGAACAUGGAUGAUGACGAAGAGACAGAUUCGAGCGGCUCCAUGUCGGACUCCAACGCCAACGAGUGCGAGGAGGGGCGCCGCCCUCACGUCUGCGACAUUUGUGAUCUCAGAUUCCAGCGAUCAUCCCACCUGUCCCGGCACCGGCUGACGCACACCGGCGAGAGGCCCUUCACGUGCGGCGGCUGCGGCCGCUCGUUCGCGCGCUCCGACAAGCUGCGCGUACACACCAAGAUCUGCGAGCGGGAAGACCCAACCGUCGACAUGGCCAACGAGUCCGCCACGACCAAGCGCGAGAACAACUCUGAAGUGAUGUCCGGCAUGGUGCGCACCACGCACCGGGAGUCCGGACACCUCGUGUUCACGCCCAGCGGUGACGUCAUGCUGCCGCCCCGGGCUGCCACCAACCCCGUGGUGCUCAACAGCACGCUGGAGCCGGUGAAGCACGAGCUGGCGGCGGGUGAUCUGCUCGAGCCGCCGCGCCGCGGCCGCGGCCGCCCGCGCAAGACGCCGCUGCCGCUCACGCCCAAGAUCAAGAAAAAGCGCGGCCGCCCGCCCAAGACCUCACUAGACCUGGAGGGCUGCGUGCUAACGGGUGGCACGGUGCUCGGCAACGCGCACAACCUGAGCAGCCUGAGCAUGUCUGCGGCGCUGCCGGCCGGGCAGCAGCUGCUGCUCAAGCGCAAGCGCGGCCGCCCGCCCAAGAACUACCUGCUGCCCGCGCGCACCGGUACCGACUUACCGAUGCAGUACAACAUAAUGGACUUGAAUAAGAUUUACGGCCGUCCCAACGAGAACUACAACGCAACCAACCUGCCCUUCGGAGACUUUUCCUAUCUGACCGAAAUGAUGUACAACCCGGCCCUCGCCGCCUACGGAUACGGAGUCACCAGCGUCGACCCCGACCGCAACGUGGACCAGGAUCAGACGGUCAGUGAAACCUCACAUGACCGCACCAUAGACGUAUCAGACUCAUCCUCAGACGAAGAGGACACUUCAAGAGUGGAACCAGAAGAAAACGUACCGUCGGUCGGCGUUGAAACGCAAAUCAUGACCGUCGGCGACUGUCAGAUCGUCAAACUCCCGCCUAAUAAUGAGGAGCCGAACAAGGAAGACAAGUUGGAACAGGUACAGGACAAUACUAUCGUUCCGGCUUCGACCCCCAGCUCGGUCACAAUCACGCCGAUAACUACGGUGGGAGACUGCACUAUAAGACCGGUAGAGAAUAACACUUAAGUGCGAUAAUUAAGCGAUGAAAAUAGGUACAGAAUACCUGUUUUUGUUGCUUUUAGCGGAGAAGGAUGAAUGUUGACUGCAAAUCAAGACACAAAGCAAUUUUAACA
Molecule: messenger RNA, 2609 nt
Organism: Cydia amplana
Lineage: Eukaryota; Metazoa; Arthropoda; Insecta; Lepidoptera; Tortricidae
Exons: 14
Coding region: 313-2502 (729 amino acids)
Biological process (GO): regulation of transcription by RNA polymerase II
Cellular component (GO): nucleus
Molecular function (GO): protein binding; DNA binding
Source: RefSeq, a predicted model, not a curated record